Messenger RNA from Besnoitia besnoiti, 2889 nucleotides. RefSeq lists its product as uncharacterized. The coding region runs from base 1 to 2889 and encodes 962 amino acids. NCBI's taxonomy places the organism in Eukaryota, Apicomplexa, Conoidasida, Eucoccidiorida, Sarcocystidae. The record is from RefSeq and is a predicted model, not a curated record. The transcript has a single exon.
AUGACGCAGCAGCCGGGUGCGGAGCAGCUCAGCGGCGGGAAGCCUCCGCCCCCGCCGCCGUCUUUUCGUUUUGGGAUCCCGUCAUCCCAGCAGCCGCCGCGUUUCGCGGCCUCGCUGCAGAGCCCCGCUGCGUCAUCGGCGGCGGCCUCUCUCUCCGCUUCGGCGGCCGCAGCGUCGUCUUUUUUCUCGACCUUGACGUCCACCCUUGCGGCGGGAACGUUCCAGACGCCUCACCGGAACAAGGCGGGGGAUGCCGCCUCUUCUUCAGAGAGGCAGAACGCAGACCUAGGUUCUCCGUCCGCACACCCGGGGCGGGAGGUUGCGAGAGUCGUCUCGAAGGUAUCUCUGUCUGCCGCGCCCCCUUCUUACUCGUCGUCUCGCGGGCUCCUUUCUUCGCCGCACUCUCCGCCCUCGGCGCGGGCUGCGUGCGACUUCCUCGAUGAAGACGAUGCGUGUUCUUCUCCAGGCGACGCUGCGUCUUCGGCAGAAAGUGCAGCGGACCUGCAGGCGCAGAAGCAGCUGCUGCAGCGAAUCGUGAAAAAGCGCGAAAGGGAGCUAAGAGCUGCGCUGAUCCGCGUGCGGCGACUCGAAGAAGCGGCUGCUGCGCAGGACGCGGAGCGCCACCAGGAACGCGAACUCCUCUUGGAUGUGCUCAAGCAGAACAGGCUCUACGUGGGGAAGCGCGGGCGGGACAAUACGGAGGAUGCGACGGGCGAGGCGCGCACGCUGCCUCCAGAGGCCAGUGGGAGCGGAGCCCCGGGCGACGGCGCCGACUGCGCGGAGUCAGAUGUGCUGACUGAAGAGGAGGCGUUGAUGGGGAUUCAGAAGCUCGCAAACUUGGUGCGGCAGCUGGAAGAAGAGAAUCGCGUUCUCUUGCUCUUCGCGCAGAUGGUUUUCCCUACCUACUCUGGAUUUCUCGUCGCGCAGCCGCUGCAGCGGCGCCUGCAGCUCGACUUCGAAGAGCUGCGGACUUCGUGGUUGGAGCUCGAGGAAGACCGGGGCGUCGCGGCAGUUCAGGCGCAGCAGGUGGCCUAUGCACAAGCGAGAGAGUGGGAAGAGAAAGCGAAGAAAACCGAGCGCGAACUGGAAGAUCUGCGCGGAACUGUCGCCGAGUUGAAGCAGCAGGUGGCGAAGGUGACGAAGGAAAAGGCGCUCUUGCUCGUCAGCCGCAUGCAACGGCGCGCUGACGGCGUGAGGACUCCCCCAACAGCGCUUGCCGCUGAAGCGAAGAGAGGAUUCGAGUACGGAAUGGGAGGGCGAGAAGGCGAUCUGUGCCCGCAUUGUUUGUCGGUGUCUGCAGCGGCGGCGCGAGCUGUCGAGGCUGCAACGCGUGCGACGCAUGUGAACUCUGAAGAGGACUCCCAGUCUGGAGCGAAUGCCCAGGAUUCGAGGGAACGAACCGAGGGGGGGCACGUCGCCCUUCGAGCUGGAGAUGAUGCACAGGCGACGUCGACAGAUCGCUGGUCAGCGGCUGCUAACCUCAGCGAUGAGGGCGCUUGCGAAGAGCGACUUGAGAAAGGGGGAGUGUCUCGUGAGGAAGGGAGGGGCGAUAGGCUGGAAGCAGGGGGGGCGGAGGAGAUUCCCGUCGGUCACAGUGUAAACGACGCAACUCGCAUAGUCGGCAGCCGCACGUUUCGAGCCAGAGCUGUGUCUGGAGGCGACGAGUCCCGCGGUACGAAAGAGGCUUGUCGUCCAGCUGAAGCGGACGAUGCGUGUGAGGCUCGCGUUUGCGCACACAGCGCCGAGGCGCAGAACUGUGCAGUUUGUAGUCAGGCGAGUGAGGAGGCUCACAGCUCUCCUCGUUCGCUGCAAGAGGAUGCAGCACCUGGUCGCGGCAGGAGGAGGGAGACAGACGCAGCGGAGCAGGGGUCGAAUUUCCGUUUCGUCUCCGCAGCCACGAGCGAAGCCGCGAGCGGGCGAAGCUCGAGAGUCUGCAGCAGCGGCGAUCAGCCGCAUGCAGCUGAGGCUUCAUUUUCGGGUCCCGUUGGAGGAGGCGCGAGUGAGAGCGCCGUGUCGCAGGCGCGUUAUGAGGCGGCAGAGUUGAAGCGGAAGCUGGAGGAGACGGAGAAGGCGCUGGAGCGGCAUCGCGACCAUGCGCGAGAGCUGCUUGCGCAGAAGGACGAAGCACUCACUCGUCUUCAACAGAAGUUGGCCGCGCUACAGCGGCAGAAAGUCUCUCGUCAGCCUUCCCUCGCCUCGGGCGCGGGCUCCAGCGGCGCCGACGCUUUGUUCGCAGAGCCAAGUCUGUCGCCCACGGCGUCUUCGCAGCUCCCAGGCUUCGCAGGGGCUUUUCCGGCGGUGAACGGAGCGGCCCGACCGGAGACAGCCGCCGUCAUGCAACAGCUCGCACUCCGGCAGACGCAGGCGUCGGCAGAGAUUCGUGGGCUGCAGGAUGCGCUCCAACAGGCGCGUGAAGAGACGGCGCGCGAGCGACAGGAGAGUCAUCGGCUGCGGGCGAAGCUGCAGAGGGAGGCGGCGCGGAGAAGCCUCGACGGCCGAGACACUCUCGCCGGUUUGGGCUCCUUCCCUCCGUCGGGCGCCGAGGAGGGGAGUGGCGGAGACACCAGCUGCGGGCACGUGGAGGCCGCCGAGCCGAGCCGCGAGAGCCGCAGCCGGCGGGAGGGCUCGGCGAGCGCGCGCGCGGCUGAAGACGACGGGGUGAUACGCGACGGAGAGUACUUGAGAAACGUGCUGAUCCGCUACGUGCAGUAUCAGAGAGAGGGCAACGAGAAGGCUGCGGACUCGCUAUUGCCCGUCCUCGCGACCGUGCUGAAGAUGAGCGAGAGCGAGAAACGCCAAAUGCUCGAGGCCGGAACAGGGUCAGUUCUAGGCGGCAUAGGAGGCGGUAUCUACGCGGCAGUGGCGCAGCAGCUGGGCUUGGGUUCGUAA